AAUACCAGGCACAUGGUUCAACUGGGACGCCACACUCAAUAUGGCAGACGCAGCGUUGCGUAAUGACGUCAGGUUUUGUUGACGUCCAGUGUCGCUUCGCUGUCAACCUGAGAGGCAGAAAAGGGAAAAGACACGGGUUGUUGUGCCCCCUAACUCAGAGCAAUCUCCAGCAUGGCAUUGAGAGGCGCUGUGUGCCGUCUCUUGGUCAACCCUCAGAGAUGUGCCAUCGUCUCAGCUUGCAGGGCACAGGGAACCGCAGCACCUGCCAGAUGGGAUGCAGAGAAAACCGUGCAGAAGUCUAAAGCGCCUAAGGUCCAGUUCAACUGGCUCGAUGCCCUGGACCUGGAGGGCCAGCUGACGGAAGACGAGAUCAUGAUCAGAGACUCCUUCCGGACGUACUGCCAGGAGAAACUCAUGCCUCGCAUCAUUAUGGCAAACAGAAAUGAAGUGUUCCACAGAGAAAUUGUGUCAGAGAUGGGAGAGAUGGGUGUCCUGGGCCCAACCAUUAACGGUUAUGGCUGUGCAGGGACGAGCUAUGUGGCCUAUGGUUUGAUUGCCAGAGAAGUAGAGAGAGUGGACAGUGGCUAUCGCUCAGUCAUGAGUGUGCAGUCGUCACUGGUCAUGCACCCCAUUAAUGCCUAUGGCACAGAGGAGCAGAAACAGAAGUACCUCCCCAAGCUGGCUCGUGGAGAGAUCCUGGGUUGCUUUGGUUUGACGGAGCCUAACCAUGGCAGUGACCCCAGCAGCAUGGAAACCAGAGCCAAAUACAAUCCAUCCAGUCGCACCUACACUCUCACUGGCUCAAAGACCUGGAUUACGAACUCUCCAGUGGCAGAUGUCGCCGUAGUCUGGGCCAAAUGUGACGACGGGAAGAUCCGUGGCUUCAUCUUGGAGCGUGGCAUGAAGGGCCUCUCAACACCAAAGAUUGAGGGAAAGUUCUCCCUGAGAGCCUCCGCCACUGGUAUGAUCCUCAUGGAUGAGGUGGAGGUUCCCGAGGAGAACCUGCUGCCUAACGCCACCGGCCUUGGGGGUCCUUUUGGCUGCUUGAACAACGCUCGUUAUGGUAUUGCAUGGGGCGCUUUGGGUGCUGCAGAGUUCUGUUUCCACGCAGCCCGACAGUACACACUCGACAGAAUCCAGUUUGGUGUGCCACUGGCAAGGAACCAGCUGAUGCAGAAGAAAAUGGCCGACAUGUUGACAGAGAUCACCAUCGGCCUACAGUCCUGUCUGCAACUGGGAAGACUCAUUGAUGAGAAAAAAGCAGCCCCAGAGAUGAUAUCCAUGCUGAAGAGGAACAGCUGCGGUAAAGCCCUUGACAUAGCCAGACAGGCCAGAGACAUGCUGGGAGGAAACGGCAUCGCAGACGAGUACCACAUCAUCCGCCACGUCAUGAACCUGGAGGCUGUCAACACAUAUGAAGGUACUCAUGAUAUCCAUGCCCUGAUCCUGGGCAGAGCCAUCACGGGGCUGCAGUCCUUCACCGUGGACAAAUAAACCAACAGGACCCUGCUGUUAGAAAUGUAACAGGCGUGUCAACUGUUCAGCAGUUUUCAGAUUAUUUUAAUGAAUUCUUACCUGUGUAGUAACAAUGUUUGUUUUCUCUCAGGUUUGUAGAGUAUAUAUUUGAGUGCUACAUUUUGAGUCUCUUGCUGAACUUGCUUACUGUUGUGAAGUGUCAUUAAUUCAGAUGUUGAGUCUUCAACCUAAAAAGGGCUAUUUUUCUACUCUUAAUCACAAAACCAUAGCAGAGAUUUCUUUUUCCCCUGCCUGUUUCCCAGUUGUAUAGACAGAGUAAAAUUCAUUGUAUAGACUUUCAUGGACACUACUGCGGUGAAGUAUUAACAGUUCUGAGUGAGACUUGCUGCUGGUUACUGAUGUAUGCAACGUUAAUACUGUAAUUAUAAAGCAAAGCAUAAAUGGCCACAACUUGUUUGGAAUUGCCUGUGAAGCUUUUUUGUUUUUGAUGUGAUUCUGUUAUGCAGACGUUGUCAGUGUAAGAGGUAAGAUCAGUUACUAUGGUUACAUGCACCAUGGUGAUGAACCUGUAGCACUUCCACUAAGAUGUCAUAACUUUGCAUGGUUUGCCAUGGUCCACAAUGUUGUUAAAUAAAAGUUAUACAAAUA
Dicentrarchus labrax (European seabass) is the source of this 2124-nucleotide messenger RNA. Its product is annotated as glutaryl-CoA dehydrogenase, mitochondrial. Gene Ontology annotation, molecular function: flavin adenine dinucleotide binding; glutaryl-CoA dehydrogenase activity; fatty-acyl-CoA binding. Gene Ontology annotation, cellular component: mitochondrial inner membrane. The transcript has 12 exons. Gene Ontology annotation, biological process: fatty acid beta-oxidation using acyl-CoA dehydrogenase; fatty-acyl-CoA biosynthetic process. NCBI's taxonomy places the organism in Eukaryota, Metazoa, Chordata, Actinopteri, Moronidae. The coding region runs from base 172 to 1494 and encodes 440 amino acids. The record is from RefSeq and is a predicted model, not a curated record.